AUGAGCAGGGCGCUGCCAAGUCCGCGGGGAAGUGGCACCGAGGCGGGGGCGGCAGUUGCUGCCCCUGCACGCUCCUCCCCGGGCCGCUUGACCCUUCUCUGUGCGGGCCUGGCCUCGGGCCUCGCCUCGCCAGGCACCUUGCCACUCCCAAAGGCGGCCCCGCGUCGCCCUGUGCAACGGAAGCUGGAGGAGAGGCUCGGGGGUCCAGCGUCCCCUCUUCAGCCGCCUCCCGCCCAGGGCAGCCCAGCUUCUCUUUCGGGAAGCGCCGGCCCUUGGCUGGAGCUGCCCGAGGGCGCACCGGGGAGUAAGCGCCACCCUCCGCCGGCUCUUAUUGCAAAUGCCGGCACCGAGGAGCCAGAACCCCCGCUGUCGGUUGCCCAUCCUGGUCCUCUGCUGCGCGACCCCGGCAGGACCACGCAGCAGCCCCCAGGCAGCCUCGCUCUUCCUCGGGCAGUAGUUUUACUCGGGGCGGGAAGCCGGGCGAAGCCUCCGGAGUGUCCUUCGGAGCGCGCCAGGCGUCUCAUCGGUGGAGUGAGCAACCAGCAGUGCUUUGAAACUCAGUCGUUCCAGUAUAGUGGAGACCGGCUGGACGUGGCUUGCCCCACAGACACAAAGAGAGGUUCUACAGUGGAGAGGGGGGGGGGGACUACGUCAGUGCAGGUAUCACGGGCAGCCUCGGUUCAUUUUUCGCCUCACUACCGAGCCUGCUUCCUCCGCACGCCGCCUUCCGCUGCCGUCCCUCCCCCGCAGCGGCCCCGCUUCCCGCCCCGUCGGCUCGCUGAGGCGUUGGUCCAGCCCAACGGCUCCCGGGCGACAGAAGGGACAAGAUGGCGGCGGCGGCGGCGGCGCGGUGGCCUCUGGGCCCCCUCUGAGAGCGGCUCCCUGCGCUGGGCGAUGUCGGACUCGGACUCGGAGGGAGAAGGCGCGAACCGGCAGCUCAAGUUUGUGCUCUUGGGCGAUGGCGCCUGCGGCAAGACCUCCUUAGCUACUCGUUUUGUUCACGAUACUUUUGGAAAGCAAUACAAGCAAACCAUAGGACUUGACUUCUUUUUGAAAAGAAUAACACUCCCAGGAAAUAUAAAUGUUACUCUUCACGUAUGGGAUAUCGGAGGCCAAACCAUAGGAAGCAAGAUGCUGGACAAAUAUAUCUAUGGUGCACAGGCUGUCCUUUUGGUGUAUGAUGUUACGAAUCAACAGAGCUUUGAAAACUUAGAAAAUUGGCAUAAUGUUGUAAAGAAGGUCAAUGAAGAGUCAGAAACUCAACCCCGUGUGGCCCUUGUAGGCAAUAAAAUUGAUUUGGAACAUUUACGGACAGUAAAAAUUGAUAAACAUCUUCAAUUUUGCCAGGAAAGUCAUUCUAGCAGUCAUUUUGUAUCAGCAAAGACAGGCGAUUCUGUGUUCCUGUGUUUUCAAGGAAUUGCAGCUAACCUUGUUGACGUCAAAUUAAACAGAGCAGAAAUAGAACAAUUACAGAAUGUGGUGAAGGCGGAUAUUGUAAACUAUAGCCAGGAGCCUGCAACAAGAACUGUUAAUUCUCCCCGGAGCUCAAUGUGUACAAUUCAGUGAGCAUUUUCCUUUUUUUGUACAGUGCUCCUUUCGCUGCCUUCGCCCAGCAAUGGAGUUGCCGGGAAUGUUGCUUUAACAGGGAACGUGACUGUAGUGCAUUUAGAAGUUUAAAAAUCCUACUACCCAGGUGGCUUCCUUGAAUAGCCAAGAUUCAAAUAGUGGGGUCACACACUUUGAAAAUAUAUAUAUUCUUCUUAAUUAUAUUUCAGUAAAGUGAUUGUGUGUAGAGAUAUAUUAAAUAUAUUGUCAGAAAGUUUGAAGGGUGAAUGCAACAUGUAAAUUAAAUAGGAUGAGAAGAGAUUGUGAAAUAAAGGAAAAUGCAGUAAAAAUAGAUUGGCUUUAUCUCUUUGAAUAUAUCCAUUUUGUCCUUUUUCUUAUUAGGACCAGGAGAGCGAUUCUUUCUUUA
Messenger RNA from Pseudonaja textilis, 1972 nucleotides. RefSeq names its product RAB28, member RAS oncogene family (gene RAB28). Lineage: Eukaryota; Metazoa; Chordata; Lepidosauria; Squamata; Elapidae. The record is from RefSeq and is a predicted model, not a curated record. Gene Ontology annotation, molecular function: GTPase activity; GTP binding.